Mycena indigotica is the source of this 3414-nucleotide messenger RNA. RefSeq lists its product as uncharacterized. The transcript has 7 exons. NCBI's taxonomy places the organism in Eukaryota, Fungi, Basidiomycota, Agaricomycetes, Agaricales, Mycenaceae. The record is from RefSeq and is a predicted model, not a curated record. The coding region runs from base 1 to 3414 and encodes 1137 amino acids.
AUGCCGCUCCUCCAUUGGGCUACACUCGCCCCCAGCGGCGGUAGCGGCAUUGCAGCCCUACGUUUCACGGCGCCGCUUCGAAUCUCAUGUAUACGCGUAUUUCCGACUGGAGCCACUCCCUUUCCUGACCUUGUCGCUUGCACUGAGCCAGAGGCUUUUUUUCUCAACAUAUUCUUGAACGCACUACCCACUUCCCUUGAAGCAAAGGAAAAGCAGCGUCCUGCAAAUGCUCUUGUCCCGACCUCGAUCGCUUACACCGGCGGAGAAGUGGACUUCGAGGUGGAUAUGGUCCAAGAUUACGCUACACGCUUAAUGAUAGUCAAAGGGGACUUUACAAGCCUUUCUAUUGCUAUCUAUGGCGACACAGUCGAAACUCCAGCAACAUCUCCAGAAUACGAACCAGUGUCUCUGCCUGAACUGUCCCCUCCAUUGCCACUAUCAGCCUCAUUAGAUCCAGCCACAAUGCGAGACCCAACUCUCAUCGCCAAACAACUGCUCGAUCUCAUUCCUAAUUCUCCAAAACUAGAGCUCGUCAUCCGUCUCAUGUUCUGCCUGAAGCCUUCUAAUGACGACUGGGACCUCCCAGAGUUUCCAUAUCUUCAUGCAGACCUGGAGUCUGCCAGUGAUCCGCUGAACCUUGAAGCCGCAGUAGAUUUAACUGUGCGACCACUACCAGAGGACACCUCGUAUGAGACUCGUUCUACUUUUGCAAUGAAAGUAGCAGAUGCAAUCGGACGCAAGACCAUCAACCAAGCAUACCUUGUCAGUCAACUGCUAGUUGUCUCUGCUUCCCAGCAUCCCGACAUGGCUCAGACGCUUUUGCAACAUGUCGAUACCCAAGCCGUUUUCGACUCAACCACCAUGGACGAUAACAUGACUCUGAUAAACAUGUUAGACGCCGUUUCCAACGCGGAUAUCUCGCGACACUUUCAUGCUGACUGGUUCUUUACCGAGCUCGACAAACUUCAAGCCAAUCCGACAGCAGAAAAAGGCAACAAAAAACUCGCCCUUCGCCUCGCUGAACGGAUAAGACGUUGGUCGGCAUUCGAGCAUGCAAUUGAUGACGUGAAGGGGGACUUUGACCACUCAUCCCAGCUACUUGUAGAAAUCGGGCUGGACGAACAGUCCGUCGGAAUAUGGCUUGAGACGAUGAUUUUACACUCAAGUAUUGUUGCUAAGCUUGCCGAGGCUCCCAUUCCGACGGAACAGCAACUGCUGAGCGCAAAGCCCUUCACAAGAAAACAUCAUCGCAAUGAAAUCACGCGUGAAGACUUUAUUGCAUUCAUUCGAGCAUAUAUUGGAGUUGCCAGUGUUUUAGCUGUAUGGGCAUGGUCAGAUAGCUUGGGCAACGAUAUUUGUCGAACUCAAACACUCGCGAUUGUGAAAUUAUGGCAAGGCGUCAAUGGUUAUCGGGAGAUUGUCAACCAUCUCCUCCUUCUUCGGCAGCUCACUCGACGAUUACAAUGGAUCAUAACUGGCAAUGAACCCCCUCGCCAUUCUGGAAUUCUUGCGGAACAAAUCUUCGCAGAUUUGACCACGGACCCACAAGCUAUACUCUCGACUGACGUCAUCAACGCGAUAAGCCAUCUCGAGGGCACUCCACUAGCAUACAUCGCAGAGCAUGAACGCCAAGUUAUGACCAAAAUGGCUUUGGUUGCGCAAGACAAACUUCCUGCCGCCAUCGAAGAGUUGACGUUUUCGAGCACACGUCCACUUUCUUUGCGGCGAUUGCGCGCCAUCAGGGUAGCACUGAGUGUUGUUCAACAAGAACUGGAUUCAGGGGAGCUAGGGGAGUGGAAUAUACUAGAAGCACUUUGGCGAGAAAAUUCUCAUGGACUGGUGGAUCGAUUGACCCAGAUGUUCCUCGAAAUCGCCGAUGAUUUGACGAGGCAUUUUGGUUUGUCUCUGCCGCCAACGGCAGAUGUACCACUUGUCGUUCAGCUAUUCCACACCGGAGACGACUUGCUAAGGUUGAUCACGGCGCUUAGUGGGAAACAUGUGUUAACAAGGCGAACUCUCCGGCACUUCAUCUCUGGCAUCGUCUACGUGUUUUUGUCUACACAAUUGGCCCAGAUCGAUCUGCUGCAUUUGGAAGGAAGGGAGGCACUUCUUUCCAGCCUCCGUCAGUCUUGUUUGAAGGCCCUCAAUUCGUUCGUACAACCCGAAGUUAACGUCGACCCGCCUAGGCUCGCCGCAGAAGUAGUCUUUAGAACACUUUUGGAAUAUCCAACGGUGACUGUUGGACGUCUUCGCGAUCCAACCUUGGUCAUAUCCCAUAUUCUCUCUCUUGUCGACCAUGUGCUGCCACAGAACUCCGUGUCUGACGAUCGUUGGAUAAUGAAUAUCAUACCCAACACGUUGUUUGAGCUCACUGGUUUCUUCGACCUGCUGGAGCCGGAGAAGAAGGUGUUCGUCAUGACGCGGUUGGUCAAAUUGGACGAUGGUGUUACCGGGGUCGGAGAAUGGUUGCUUAUACAAGAGCUGAAACAGCUUUCCGGUAUAGUUGAGUCAUCCCAUGAACUCCAUGUCGUUGAGCACCAUCAGCUAUACCUUUCCCUGCAUUUCCUGUCUAAGCUCAUUGAUGCAUCAUCACAAUGGUUAAUCACCACCAUCUCAAAUGUCCCUGAGGUUUCGACUCUCCUCGCAAGCUGUCUCAUAGCUCUACUCGACAUCCACGUUCUAUGUCCUGCUCUCAAUGAGAUUACUGGCGCUCUUGCCGUUCGGACGGAGUCGUUCAGCACUGAACUCAAGUCCGCUCUUGUACUGACAACAUUGCGUGCUUUCCACCACAAGCCGUGGGUGCUCCUCGAUGUCCUCAAACAGGAAUUGCCGUGGCAGCCGGCCGACCUACAAUAUGCAGCCCUCCUCAAGUUGGAGAUUGGGCAGACCCUCGCUUGCGUUGCGAGCGGAAAAGUCACUCCCAAACUCGCCGGAACGGCGAUGUCAAUCCUUGAAUGGCUGUCGGAGCACACGGCCAGCUUAUCGGGAAUAUCAUCGACCGCGCUAGCGCAACUGUACGCCAAACUCGCCGAGGCCCUUCCCGCCAGCUCACGGGCUACACUCAAAACUGUGACAGAGGUGAUUCAAGUGGACGAUAAUGACGCAAUGCCCCCCGACGCGGUAAAGCUGCCAGAACGACUUGAGUUACCGUUCCAAGAAAUAAUCAACCUCCUCCAAAACUCGGCACAACCGGAGGUGGCACCCAGCACCCCGAAAACAUCCCACACACCAGACAUCCUCGGAGUGUUGACAUCACCAUCCGGGCUCCUUCGCUCACCAGCUGCCACGGGCCUCACCAAGACCUACCAGAAGAACGACUUCCGUGCUUUGCGCCAGGCCCCUGCCGCGAGGCUGAACACAAGCCGGUUGCCUAGUAUGCAUGUUGAUGUAGGUGUCGUCCUUGCCGACUCUUAG